Messenger RNA from Paramecium sonneborni, 839 nucleotides. Lineage: Eukaryota; Ciliophora; Oligohymenophorea; Peniculida; Parameciidae. The record is from the annotation of a GenBank genome assembly.
AUGAAUAAAAUAACCAUUGAGUCCCAAUAAACAAGAUCAGCUUUAAAAGUCUAACAACAUAUUUUUAUUGAACAGUAAGAGAUUAAAUCAUGUCGUAUUUGUCUUGAAACUGAAUAAGAUAAUGAUAAACCAAUUAUUCAUCCUUGUAAAUGUAAAGGUUCUGUUGGAUAAGUUCAUGAAGAGGUAAGACUAUAUCUUUGAAAAGAGUGUCUAAAAACCUGGAUAGUUACAUAAAACAAAUAAUUGUUCACAUAAUGUGAAAUUUGCAAGAUGGAAUAUUAAAUUGAAUUUAAUUCACGCAAAGUUUGUAUUCCUGUAUAAAUAUAAUUGUAUUUAGAGAGAAAAGCAUGUAAAUCAAAUUUAGAAAAUAUGAUUGCUUUAAUUUGUCUUCUCUUUAUAUUUCUUGGUUUUACAGCACUCUAAGCAUUUCUUGUUGUAUAAAUGUAAUCAAUAUCUAUAUUUUAGUGUGAAUAUUUUUGAUGGUGAUGAUAAAAACGAUCAAUCAUCUAGUUUUUUAAAUAGUCCUAUUACUAUGAUUGGUAAUUAUAAUCACUCAUUAAUAUUUAGGCUUUGCUGUAAUAGUUUUUUUGUUUUUAGUUCCAAUUUUUAUGUGUCUUCUCUAUGUCUUAAAAAAAAUGCUCUUUAUAACUAAAAUCAAAUCUUGGCAUAUAUUAGAAAGAGUUUAAACUCCUCCAGCAGAAUCUUAAGAAUAAAUGCCAUAACAGACUUUAUCUAGAAAUGCUUCAUAAUUAUUAUAAUAAUUACCAAAAUUGAAUUAAACUACUUCUAUUCUUAUAUAAGGAAAUGGUUAAGAUUACGAACAUGUUUAAUUUAUUUGA